AUGUAUACGACUCGCUUAUUAAAGCAAAGAAAAGUUGAUGUAGAACUCCAAAAGGAAAUAAGCACUACGGAAGAAUGUUGGGUUAAAGUACUAGAAAGAACCAUAAGUGUAAUAAAGUUUCUGGCUACCAGUGAAUUGGCAUUUAAAGCAACUCAUGAAAGAAUUGGCGAAAAACGAAAAGGAAACUACUUAGGUUCACUGGAAACUAUUGUCAGAAUAUGA
Messenger RNA from Diabrotica balteata, 222 nucleotides. The record is from the annotation of a GenBank genome assembly. NCBI's taxonomy places the organism in Eukaryota, Metazoa, Arthropoda, Insecta, Coleoptera, Chrysomelidae.